GCGGUUCGUUAUUUUCCGACUCUUCUGCCAGGCCAACGCGAGUGAGAGUUUUUGGAGGCCAACAUGGCCAACACAGGCCAACGCGAGUGAGAGCUUUCGGAGUUACGGGAGCUUCGUGGAACACUGCUUUGCUUCAAUGAGACGGCAUUUGGCGAGUGCCUUUGGAGCCUGACCCCAUCCAACAGUUCGUAUGGAACCGAAUCAGUCUUCAGGUCACGGUGAUUUAGCCACAUUGUUGGGGGAGACCAGCUGCCCACUGAAAGUCACCGAGGACAUCUGGUUCGGAUGCUGUUCCUGCACCUAUGUCACUAGAGAUCAGCAUGUAAUUGUGAGCCACCUCGCUGCCCAUGGAGAUGAACAACUGAAGUGCCAGCAUCCUUCCAUGUCUGGCUCUAAGUCCCAAGUGCUCAGCAACACUCAAAAGCACAAGAGUGAAAAGCCAUUUAAGUGCAAGUUUUGUCCCAAAGAGUUUGCUUAUAAUUCCCUUCUGACCUAUCACAAUCGAACACACACUGGUGAAAAGCCCUUUAAGUGCAUGCAAUGCCCCAAAGCCUUUUCUUCAAAAUCCCAUUUGCAAACCCAUAAUUGCAUGCACACUGGUGAAAAGCCGUUUAAAUGCAAGCAGUGCCCCAAGGCCUUCGCUAAAAAUUUCCAUCUGAAAAGUCAUACUCGAAUGCACACUGGUGAAAAGCCAUUUAAGUGCAAACUGUGUCCCCAAGCCUUUUCUCAAAAUUCCCACCUGCGACGCCAUAACCGAUUACACACUGAUGAAAAGUCAUUUAAGUGCAAGCAGUGCCCCCUUGCCUUUGCUCGAAAUUCCUGUCUGAGAAAGCAUAAUAAAAUGCACACUAAUGAGAAGCCAUUUAAGUGUGAGCAGUGCCACAAAGCCUUUGCUCAUAAUUCCAAUCUGAGAAGUCAUACUCGAACACACACUGGUGAACAGCCAUAUAAGUGCGAGCGGUGCCCCCAAGCAUUUGCUCGAAAUCCCCAUCUACAAAACCAUAAACAUUGGCACACUGGUGAAAAGCCAUUUAAAUGCAAGCAGUGCCCUUCAGCCUUUGCUCAAAAUUCCCAUCUGAGAAAGCAUAAUCGUACGCACAGUGAUGAAAAGCCAUUCAAGUGCAAGCAGUGCCCUAAGGCCUUUGCUCAAAAUUACUAUCUGAAAAAGCAUAAUCGAACACACACUGAUGAAAAGCCAUUUAAGUGCAAGCAGUGCCCCCAAGCCUUUGCUCAAAAUUCCUAUCUACAAAACCAUCAUCGAACGCACUCUGGUGAAAAACCAUUUAAGUGCAAGCAGUGCCCCCAAGCCUUCGCUCAAAAUUCCCAUCUGCAACGCCAUAAUCGAACACACACAGGUGAAAAGUCAUUUAAGUGCAAGCAGUGCCCCGAGCCUUUUCUCAUAAUACCAGUCUGACCCACCAUUAUUGAAAACAGUUUUUAAGGGUAUGUGUGUGCAUCACAACACAUUCUGCUACCGGUUGGGACGUCGGUAGUUGGAUCCCUUGCACUGCCCAGCAGGUUUUGUUAUAAAGUGGCACUGUACGCAUUUUGAAUACAGUGUAAUUCCCCUUCGGGACUGCAAUGACUCAAGUUGUGGAAAAUUUGGAACUGACUAACACGCUCAUAAUCGAAGUACUUUCGCCUUCCUUUUUUGCACUGACAUCUUUGCAAUCAUGUAUUUAUAUGAGACCUGCUUUGAGGUAUCACUUUUCCACUUUUCCUUGCGUUAGGUGGUUCCAAUAUUUUCUUGCUCAGUGUUAAUUUUCCUGGCAGUUGUUUCCAUGUUGCCUGGCUGUCUGCAUCAGAAUUUUCAAACCUUAGGUGUCGUUGUUUGCUGUAAAAGUCCUUUAGGUUUUGUUUGUGUAACACAGGAUAGUUUAUUUUUCUGCUUCUGUGAUGGCUAACAUUCUUACACUUUUUUUUAAAAGCACGAAAAGGGUCGGUGAAGCUAAGUCUCAAUGAAUACUAUAUCGGCCAUGAAUUUGCUUUGUUUACAAGAUCCUUUGAAUGAAUUGUUGCCCAAUGCGUGUUUAUUUUUGCAUUGCAUAAUUAAUUUGCAAGGAUCUUUUUAUCAUGGUGAUAUUUUUCUUCUUACUUUUAUGUUGUUUCUCUUAAAUGAAAUCUCCGAAUGAUACAUAUGUAAUCAGACUUCUGCUUCACUGUACCUCAGAAAUAAAGGCUGACAGUCAAGCUCC
Ixodes scapularis (black-legged tick) is the source of this 2195-nucleotide messenger RNA. Its product is annotated as zinc finger protein 431-like. The transcript has 3 exons. Gene Ontology annotation, cellular component: nucleus. The coding region runs from base 191 to 1414 and encodes 407 amino acids. Gene Ontology annotation, biological process: regulation of transcription by RNA polymerase II. Lineage: Eukaryota; Metazoa; Arthropoda; Arachnida; Ixodida; Ixodidae. The record is from RefSeq and is a predicted model, not a curated record. Gene Ontology annotation, molecular function: RNA polymerase II cis-regulatory region sequence-specific DNA binding; DNA-binding transcription factor activity, RNA polymerase II-specific.